AUGACUACCGGCGAGAUAAUGGCCCAGUACCGAUUUCUGGUACUGAGUAUUGGCGCGUUACUAGAUGCCAGUACUGAUGUGAUACUGGAGAAAUACUGGGAUGAUAGAAUUGGGCCAAGACUCGAAUUACAGUACUACUUUGGUACAGAAUUCCAGUAUUGCUGCAGUACCGAUUUCCAUUAUUGUUACGGUACCGAUUUCCAUUAUUGUUACGGUAUUAAAUCAGUACCGAUUCUCAACAUAACAUGGUUCGAAGGCAGAGCUAAUUGUCCGGUUGAGUAUCGCGGAUCCGAAUAUUGGGCAAUUCUAAGUGAAAAACGGAAUCAGGCGUCGCGAGUGAAAGACGCGUCGACUUCCGAUAGUGUGCGAGAGGACAUGGACGAAUCGGCAGAUUCAGAAGGCGAUGCAACGGUUCAGGAAAGAAGACCGGAAACGGGGCCGCUGCGAUCGGAAGAAUCUGACGAUCACGUGUCACGUGAAUUAGCAUUGGUUCAAAGAGAGAGAGAGUUGAUCGAGAGGGAGCGACAACUGCUACAACGGGAACGCGAGAUGGCGCGUAGCGUUUCCGCAUCGAGUAACGCUGCCUCGGCGAGCGGUGGUGUUCGUAACCUCAAAGAUCUCUUACCCGAAUUUGAUGCUACCGAGAAUACAUUCUGGAGAUGGAAACAUCAGCUAGAGUUGUUGAGAAACUCUUAUCAACUAGAUGAUAAUUCUGCAAGAAUUUUAAUAAGCUCAAGAUUGAGAGGACGAGCUCUCACCUGGUUUUAUUCCAAAGCGGAACACCUGAUGCUGAGUAUCGAAGAUUUGUUGGGAGAAAUGACGCGCAUGUUUGACCUGCGCCCUGGCAAAUUAUCUCUCCGCAAGGAAUUUGAAGCCCGUGCAUGGAAAACGGCCGAACCAUUUUGUGAUUAUUAUCACGACAAAAUAAUUCUUGCUAAUCGAGUGCCAAUAGACGAAGACGAACUUCUCGAUUACCUCAUUGAGGGUAUUACUGAUAUACGCUUACAAAACCAGGCGCGUAUAAUGAAUUUUAAGUCAAAAACGAUGUUAUUAGAGGCCUUCGAGAACGUCAGCUUAGAGAACAAACGGUAUAGCGACCCGAAGUUGAAGAAGACCGGCCCACAAUCGUCUGCAAAAACGGAGUCCGCGAAAGCGAAGCCGACGAGGUGCUACAAGUGCCGCGAGACUGGACACAUCGCUACACACUGCAAGAAUCCGUUGUCAGCGGAGAAGAGAACAUGUUUCGUGUGCGGUUCAACGGAACACCUGGCGAGAAGUUGCCCUGAGCGCAAGCAAGCCACUGUGUCUGAAGUAAAAGAAAAAUCUGCACAAUCAACAUCAACAAACAUUAUAGAGAUGGAACAAAAUAGUGAACUCCCGAGACCUUACUUGAUCAAUGUAAAAAUUAGUUCUAGUAAUAAGAACGACAGCGUAGAUACCUUUACGAUAGAUGCGAUAAUCGAUUCUGGCUCGCCUAUUAGUCUAGUUCGCGAUAGUGUUGUUAGUGCCGCGAGUUGUAAUCCGGUGAAUGAAGACACUAGUCGAUUUUGUGGAAUCAACGGUUCACGUCUUAAGAUUUUACGUAUAUUUUAUGGCAACGUCGAGGUACAGAGCGUGUGCACAAAAAUAAAAUUUUAUACGGUACCCGAUGAUACGAUUGCAUUUAGGAUGCUGCUAGGCAGAGACUUUUUAGCUUGCCCCUCUUUGCGUAUUACUCUUGGGGAUACGGUCGAAAUCGAGAGCGUGUGCGAAUCAAAUAGCGAACAAGUAUUGAACAUUGCUUUAAAGAAACAUGAGCCUGACUUCGAGAUGAAUAUCGUUUUAAAACACGAUCAGCCGAUAACUUCGCGUCCGCGUAGACUCUCUUUUGCUGAUAAAGAAGUGUUACAAAAAAUCCUAGACAGGCUAAUAAAAGAAAAUAUUAUUCGCCCGAGUAAUUCGGCAUACGCGAGUCCAAUCGUGUUGCAUGGAAUAAGACCGAGCGACGAAAACAUCGAGUCAGUAUUAAACUACCCAGUACCGAGAAAUGCCGGAGAGGUCCGUCGGUUUGUCGGUCUUGCGAGCUAUUUUCGUAGAUUCGUCCCUAAUUUUUCUCUACUGGCAAAACCAUUGUACGACUUGAACAAAAAGGAUGCUUCAUUUGCUUUUGGUGUCGCGGAGCAUGAGGCGUUUGAGACAUUGAAACGUCAUUUAGCUAGUAGACCGGUAUUAGCGAUUUAUUCGCCCCACGCAGAUACCGAGUUACACUGUGAUGCGAGCGCGAGCGGUUACGGUGGUAUUCUACUCCAAAAACAGAGCGAGGGCGCGUGGAAGCCUAUUUCUUUCUGGAGCCAGCGAACUACACCCACCGAGGCAAAAUAUCACAGUUAUGAGCUUGAGUGCCUCGCGGUGGUAUAUGCGUUGAAGCGAUUUCAUAUUUAUCUAGCUGGACAGAAAUUUAAAAUUGUUACGGAUUGCGACAGUUUUCGCCUCACGCUAAACAAAAAAGAUAUUAAUCCGCGAAUAUCUCGUUGGGCCUUGUUCCUACAAAACUAUAAUUAUGAGAUAGAGCAUCGACCUGGGAAACGAAUGGCUCAUGUCGACGCGCUGAGCCGAUGCCACAGUGUAUUAGUACUCGAGGGUAGCACGUUUGAACGAACGCUGUCUAUUUGCCAAGACAGAGAUGCCGAGAUUCUAAAAAUUCGAGAAAGACUUGAAGAGGGUGAAGUGAAACAUUACGAAUUGCGUGACGGUUUAGUGUAUAGGAAAGAUAAUGAUAAGAAAUUAUUAUUCUUUGUUUAUUGGUUCCCGAGAUUGCGAGAGAAAGUAAAAGAGCACAUCGCUAAUUGUCUUCGAUGUAUCGAGUUUUCGCCGAUAAGCGGUAAAGCAGAAGGAUUUUUACAUAACGUACCGAAAGAGAAAUUACCAUUUAUGACGAUUCAUAUAGAUCACCUUGGUCCGUUAGAGAAAACUGCUAAAAACUACAGGCAUAUACUCAUUAUUAUCGAUGCAUUUACUAAGUUCACUCGGACGUAUCCCUGUAAGUCUACUACGACGGAUGAAUCAAUAAAAUGUUUGCGUGACUACUUCCGUGCGUAUAGCAAGCCAAAGCGUCUAAUCUCAGACAGAGUGAGUACACCCAGAGCUAAUGGUCAAGUGGAGCGUUUUAAUAGGACCAUUGCUCCAAUGUUGGCAAAGCUAAGCGAAACUCCCUCCAAAUGGGAUCGGGUCUUAAAUGAUGUCGAGUAUUCUUUAAAUAAUACCGUGUGUCGAGCCACUGGUAAAACCCCUUCGCAAUUGUUGUUCGGAGUUGAUCAAAAGGGAAAAGCUAAUGACUCUUUGCGUGAAAUACUUAACCCAGAUGUGAAUCGCGACCUUGAAGAGAUUCGAAAUCAUGCGUCUGCGAAUAUCGAAGCGCUACAACUCCAGAACGAGAAGCGAUACAAUUUGCGAAGAAAAGCUGCGCGUGAAUAUAAAGUGGGCGAUUAUAUCGAGAUAAGAAAUAUCGAAACUACACCCGGCAUAAACAAAAAGCUGCUGCCUAAAUUCAAAGGGCCCUAUAUUGUAAAAGCAGUUCUCGAUCACGAUCGUUAUGUUGUUUCUGACAUCGAUGGGUUUCAUCUAACCCAGAGACCGUAUACAAGUAUAGUCGCGCCCGACCAAAUGAGGCCUUAUAUUCACUCAUGA
Linepithema humile (Argentine ant) is the source of this 3666-nucleotide messenger RNA. The record is from RefSeq and is a predicted model, not a curated record. Lineage: Eukaryota; Metazoa; Arthropoda; Insecta; Hymenoptera; Formicidae.